CUAGAGCUUGUUGACUGCUGCUUGUUGUUGGCAAGCAUCCAUUGCUUGUCAUUGAGAACUCUAUCACCAGGCGUUCUUCGAUCCCCCAUGGCCGGCGGGACGGGCUCCUCCGUCAGACGGCGUACGGCAGCGUCCCGCUACUCGUGAACGACGCCGAAUUCUAUUGCUGCGUAGCAAAUUGACUCUUAAAAACCUGCCUCCCCUGAUGGCCGGCGGGACGGGCUCCUCGGUCAGGCGGCGUACGGCAGCGUCCCGCUACCCGUGGUCCACGCGGCAGUGCCUCUUAUGCGUGCUGGCCGUGGCCGCUCUUAACGUGCUGCUCUUCCACCUCCACGGAGAUAGUAUCGAGGCUGCUUCUAGAGGGUUCCGUGCCUUUUUACUAGAGAGCAGUGGGCGAAAGGAUGCAGGGGGGGAAGAUGCAGAGGGGGAGUCAGCCUGGCGUGCAGGGGAGGGGGAAACGGGGAGGGGGGAACGGGGGGUGGGGAAGCGGAGCCAACAACGGACAUUAACAUGAAGCGAGUUUAUGACAGUAUCAAGUUUGAUAACGUGGCGGGGGGCAAGUGGACCCAGGGGUGGAAGCUUGGGUACAAGGGGCACGAGUGGGACGAGGAGCCCUUGAGGGUGUUUGUGGUGCCGCACUCGCACAACGACCCCGGGUGGCUGCUCACAGUGGAGCAGUACUACAACGCGUCGUCCCAACACAUCCUGCACACCAUCCUGCGCUCCCUCUCGCAGUCCCCCACUCGUAAGUUCAUCUGGGAGGAGAUGUCGUAUUUGAGCCGGUGGUGGAUGGACGCCAGCGAGGAGGAGAGGGAGGGGAUGAGGGCGCUGGUGCGGUCAGGCCAGCUGGAGAUCGUGGGGGGCGGGUGGGUCAUGAACGACGAGGCCAAUUCGCAUUACUAUGCGAUCAUAGAACAGCUUACCGAGGGCAACACGUGGCUGUAUGACACAUUGGGAGUGGCGCCCACCAACAGCUGGGCCAUUGACCCCUUCGGUCAUUCUGCCACCAUGCCGUACCUGCUGCGGAGAUCCGGGUUCUCCAACAUGUUGAUUCAGCGCACCCACUACGAGGUCAAGAAGGCCUUAGCGAAGCAGAAGCAACUAGAGUUCUUCUGGAGGCAGGCUUGGGACAAAUCCGGAGGUAGGAUGGCGGGUGGGUUGUCGCAAGAGAAGGGGGGGGCAGCAGCAGGAGUAGCAGCAGGAGCAGCGGCGGCAGCGGCGGCAACAGAAGGUUCCCGGAAAGAGGAACAGGAGGAGGACACAGGGGAGACUGGCAGUGAAGAUAACCUAAAUGCGCUGCUGAAGGGGGAAGGCGAGGGGGGGAGCACGGACAUUGUGUGCCACAUGAUGCCCUUCUAUUCGUACGACAUCCCGCACACAUGCGGACCCACUCCGGGCGUGUGCUGCCAGUUUGACUUUCUGCGCAAGUUAGGGACAAGCGUCUGGUGCCCAUGGGGGCAAGAUUCGAUACCGAUAACGAGGGACAACGUCGCACAGCGAGCGCAGCUGCUAGUGGAUCAGUGGCGCAAGAAGUCUCUGCUAUUCAGAACCAACGUGCUGCUGGUCCCUCUGGGGGACGACUUCCGCUACUCGUCCAUGCUCGAGGCCCACGACCAAUUCCACAACUACGAGCUGCUCUUCCGCUUCAUCAAUUCAAGAAAGUCUCUUAAAGUCAACGCCAGCUUCGGCACCCUCGAGGACUAUUUCGCUGCCAUGCGCGCCGCCUCCUCCCGCCAGAGGGCAACGCAGAGAGCAAACCAGCUUCGCCUGAACCAUUCUGGGAUCCAUUCAAGCGGGCUCGACUCGAAGGGGCUUCAUUCCAGCGAGCUCAGAUCAGCCGUUGGCUCUCACGGGCACCGGGACCAAAGCCAGGACCGGCUCUUAGCUGAGAGAAAUGCUUACCAGAAUGCUGAUCCCGCGAGCCAGUUCCGGCCUCUGCUCCCGUCGUUAUCGGGGGACUUUUUCACGUACGCGGAUCGGGACCAGGACUACUGGAGCGGGUACUUCACCUCGCGGCCGUUCUGGAAGGCCGUGGAUCGCGCGCUUGAGGCCAACCUCAGGGCGGCUGAUAUCCUCUACGCGCUGUGCUGGUCCGAUCUAGGAAGUGCUCAACAGACCAAGGAUUCGCCACGCAGUGACCUGCCGUUCCCCCUCAAUUUUGCAGAGCGGCUGGUGCUAGCGCGGCGCAACCUGGCGCUGUUUCAGCACCACGACGGCAUCACCGGGACGGCGAAGGAGCAUGUGGUGAAGGACUACAGCGUGAGGAUGCACGAGGCGCUGACAGACCUCAAUGACUUAAUGAGUGCCGCAGUCGCUGCCCUUCUUCUCGAAGCUCCCAACCCUUCUGCACCAACCUCCGCUGCUCUCAACCCUUCUGCACCGACCUCCACCGCUCUCAACUCCACCAUCCUCCCCCAGCAGCCCUCCUCACUUCAAGCAGAGCGGUGGAGAUCGGUGCAUGACGGUCCAUGGGAGAGACGGGUAGUCGGGAGUGGGGUGGGGGGAGGUGGGGGAAAAGAGGGGCAGCUGGAUGCGAGAAGAGUGGUGGUGUUCAACCCUUUGGAGGAAGAGAGGAGAGAGAUAAUAUCAGUCCUCGUCAAAUCCCCUUCCGUAGCAAUUGUCGGGCAGGGCGGAAAAUGUUUCCCUGGGCAGCUGCUGCCCGAGUGGUCGAAAGGCAACAUGACCGUGACUCCUUCCUCCGGCCGGCACCGUCUUUUCUGGGAAGCUUCCGUCCCACCCUUGGGCCUUUCCACCUACUUUAUAGUCCCCCAAGCUGCUGUGCCGGCCUGCCCUGCUCCUGCCCUGUCGUCCAUAUCUGUUUUCAACCCCCCUCCGGGGUUUGUGUGCCCGGUGCCAUAUGCGUGUGAGAUGGUGGGAGGAGGGGAGGAGGGGAGUGGUGGAGGAGGAGAGAAUGAUGGUGGUGCUGCUGAUGCUGCUGGUGCUGAUGCUGCUGGUGCUGAUGGUGCUGUUAGUGGUGGUAGCAAGUUCUCUAUAUCCAACGGCAACUUCCGAGUAGAAUUUGGGCGAAUGGAUGGGCUCAUCAAAGGCAUCAAGAUCCCCCAUAUGCCAGCUCCACUGCCUGUCAGAGAGCAGUUUGCUCUCUACGCUAGCUCAGGGGGAGCCUAUCUCUUUCUGCCACAUGGCGCUGCCGUUCCUAUAGUGAAGGAGCAGCAGAGAGGGGGGAGAUUGAAGAAGGAGAAGGAGGGGAGUGUGUCUGGGAGAGGUAAGGGGGACAAGGGGGAGGGUGCGCAUGAGAGGGUUAAGGGGGAGGAUGGAGGGUCUACUUCGUUAGUGUGCAGAGGACCGCUUGUGGAGGAGGUGCAUACACGGUUCAGAUUCACUUAUCCGAACGAUUGGACGGCUGAGAUGCAAGCUGAUGCUGUUGACCCCUUGGGGGAGGGGGAGGGGGAGGAGGGGAGUGAGGUUAGUGGUGGUUGGCUGGUGGACGAGAAAGCUGCCUCUGCUACAGCAAGGAAGCUGCUGGUUAGUGAUAGUGAGGGAGACAAUAACGAGGAUGAGAGGAUCACCCGUAAAAGUGAGAGUAGCGAAAGUGAGGCUAGUGAGGAGAGGGAUCUGACGCUGCUAGACGCAGGCCGGUUUGAAGGGAGGGAGAAUGGGUCUGGUGGGGUGCUGUUCGGUGCAGAGCAGCAAGCAGCGCUUGAAAGGGUGCUGGAGAGACAGGAGAGAGAGCUGAAGGAGAGCGAACAGGGAGAGGAGGGGGGAGAGGGUUUCGGGUUUAAUGUGGGAGAAGGAGAGGGGAGAAGGGAGAGGGCAGCAGAGCUGCAGGGAGGGCGUGAGGGAGCAAGUGAGGCAGUGAGUGAGGGAGCGAGUGAGGGAGUGAGUGAGGGAGCGAGUGAAGGAGUGAGUGAGGAAGCGAGUGAGGGAGUGAGUGAGGAGGAGUUGGACAUAUUGCAUCCGCGGCACUUUGAAGGGAAAGAAGCACCGGGAGGGGUAGUGUGGCUGACUGGCGAGCAGCAGCGGGUGUUUGGCAAGUGGCUGGAGCAGACACAACCAGAGGAGAGUAGCAUUGAGGGAGCGAGUGAGGGGGUGAGUGAGGGGGCGAGUAAGAGGGCGAGUGAGAGGGCGAGUGAGGGAGUGAGUGAGGGAGCGAGUGAGGAAGCAAGUGAGGGAGCAAGUGAGAGAGCAAGUGAGGGAGCAAGUGAGGGAGUAAGCGAGGGAGCAAACAAGGGAGUGAGUGAGGAGGAGUUGGACAUAUUGCAUCCGCGGCACUUUGAGGGGAAGGAAGCACCGGGAGGGGUGGUGUGGUUGACUGGCGAGCAGCAGCGGGUGUUUGGCAAGUGGCUGGAGCAGACACAGCCAGAGGAGAGUAGUAGUGAGGGAGCGAGUGAGGGGGUGAGUGAGGGGGCGAGUGAGAGGGCGAGUGAGGGAGUGAGUGAGGGAGUGAGUGAGGGAGCGAGUGAGGGAACAAGUGAGGGAGCAAGUGAGAGAGCAAGUGAGGGAGCAAGUGAGGGAGUAAGCGAGGGAGCAAACAAGGGAGUGAGUGAGGAGGAAUUGGACAUAUUGCAUCCGCGGCACUUUGAGGGGAAGGAAGCACCGGGAGGGGUGGUGUGGUUGACUGGCGAGCAGCAGCGGGUGUUUGGCAAGUGGCUGGAGCAGACACAGCCAGAGGAGAGUAGCAGUGAGGGAGUGAGUGAGGGGGCGAGUGAGGGGGCGAGUGAGAGGGCGAGUGAGGGAGUGAGUGAGGGAGCGAGUGAGGAAGCAAGUGAGGGAGCAAGUGAGAGAGCAAGUGAGGGAGCAAGUGAGGGAGUCAGCGAGGGAGCAAACAAGGGAGUGAGUGAGGAGGAGUUGGACAUAUUGCAUCCGCGGCACUUUGAGGGGAAGGAAGCACCGGGAGGGGUGGUGUGGUUGACUGGCGAGCAGCAGCGGGUGUUUGGCAAAUGGCUGGAGCAGACACAGCCAGCGAAGGAGGAGGGGACUGAGGGUGUGGAGGCCGGGGCACAAGGGAAGCAGGGUAGAAUACAGGGGGAUGAAGACGCCAGGAAUGGUAGUGUUGCAGUGCUGGAUGUUGCACCACCGCACCUUGCAGCACCGCACCUUGCAGCAGCGCACCUAGAGGCGGUAGGGGAAGCAGCGGCUCGUGUAGAUAUGGCUCCAGCAGAUACGGCUCGGGCAGAUGGGGCUCGGGCAGAUGCGGAGAGGCAGCGGGCGGAGCGGCAGGCGAAGCGGAAGGAGUGGAUCAGAGAGGUGCAGCGGAGGCGGGAGGAGGGGAGGAAGCGGAAGAAGGGGAGGCCCACCUGGCUGGACGACGACUUCAGCUACAACCUGCUCUCACCUGCUGAUGCUGCAUCGACGGACGGCCUGGACGAGUGGUUCGGAGGGAACGAGCAAGCGACAGGGGAGGAAGAGGGACUAGGGAAGAGGGGGGAAGCGGUGGGGACGAGUUGGGUUGAAAAUGUGGCGAAGGAGAGGCGGGAGUGGAUUGAGGCGAGGAGGAGGCAGAGAGGAAGUGGUGGUGCUGGUGGUGGUGGUGGUGUUGGUGGUGGUGACAAAGGGGAGGGUAAAGCAAGGCAAGAGAGGAUCACGAGGAGGAGAAGGGAUGAGGAGGAGGAGGAGGAGGAGGAUGGAGAGGACGAUUCUCAGUCGGCUGUUCAGCAUCAGAGCAAGGGCCCACCAGAGCCAGUGGUGCGCACAGUGACUCUCUACAAGGUGCAGUCGGUGCAGGCGCUGCUGGUGGAGGUGCAGCACCGCGUGGACCUCACAAACAAGAUGUGGCUCGGCAACAAGGAGCUCGUGGUCCGGUACCGAACCGGAAUCAGGUCCGGCAACGUUUUUUUCACUGACUUGAAUGGAUUCCAGACCAUCCGAAGGGAAACCCUCUCGCGCGUUCCCAUCCAGGGCAACUUCUACCCCAUGCCCGCCCUCGCCUUCCUGCAAGACCCCUCUGGCCUUCGCUUCUCCGUGCACACACGCCAGGCGGUGGGGGCUGCCAGUUUAACGAGUGGCUGGCUCGAGAUGGUGCUGGACAGACGCCUAAACCAGGACGAUGGCAGGGGCCUCACCCAGGGAGUAACUGACAACCGGCCGCUGCUCUCCCUCUUCCACCUCCUCCUAGAGGCCAACACCUCCUCCCGCCCUGCCCCCUCCCCCUCCUCCUCCGCGCCUCUCAACCCCUCCCUCCUCUCCCACCGCAUCUCCUCCCACCUCAACUACCAGCCCCUUCUUUUCAUCGGGCAGCCCGAAAAUUCCUCGGCUCUGAGUGAACUGGUGGUGCAGGGAGGCUCGGGCAGAGAAACGAAGGCUGGUAGUCAGGGGGGGAAGGUUCGGGAGGAGGGGAGAGGAGGUGGGAGGUGGGAGAAGCAGCAGGGGCGGAAGGCAGGUCCGGGAAAAGCCUUGGCAGAAGGCUCGGCAGGAGGUUUGGCGGGAGGUUCGGCAGUAGGUUCGGAGGAGGGAAGGGCGACGUUGGGGGGAUGGGAGUGGGGCUACGCUCCCUUGUCUGGUCCUCUGCCUUGCGACAUGCACAUUGUGUCGCUCAAAGUGCACCGCCCUCUGCCUAAUGCCUCGGCCUCUUCCGAACCCCCCAUUGCCCUCCUGCUUCACCGACGUGGUGUUGACCGCAGCUUUGCUCCUCCUCCCCAGCUGCGCCAUUCGUGCCGCCCCACGCCUGCUUCUGGCGCCGUGUCUCUAGAGCAACUGUUUUCCGACAGGUCGGUGGAGGGGGUGCAGGAGUUUCCCUUGAAUCUAGUUCGGAAGAACGCCAGCAGUUUGCAUGGGCAUGAAAGUGGCGCUGGAUUGGGAAAGAGGCGAAGUGCCAAUGUGAGUGAGUAUAUUGGGCCUAUGGAAAUAAAGGCGUUCAAAUUCUGGCUAAGGAGCCACCACCGGGAUUCGUAAGCUCCUGUGUCAUAAAAAUGGAUGCGUGUCCUAUAAGUAGACUUUUGUGACUUCUUUUUCUCAAAGGGCUUCAGAUUGGUUUUGGUUGGACAAGGUUGAUAAGUGUCAUUUGGCAUGUUUUUGCAUUUUCCUAUGAGGAAGUGACAUGAAUGUGUAGAUAGUACGGAGUUUGAAGGUGGUAG
Closterium sp. NIES-67 is the source of this 7031-nucleotide messenger RNA. NCBI's taxonomy places the organism in Eukaryota, Viridiplantae, Streptophyta, Zygnematophyceae, Desmidiales, Closteriaceae. The record is from the annotation of a GenBank genome assembly.